This is a messenger RNA of Penicillium canariense, 894 nucleotides long. RefSeq lists its product as uncharacterized. Bases 1 to 894 code for a protein of 297 amino acids. Lineage: Eukaryota; Fungi; Ascomycota; Eurotiomycetes; Eurotiales; Aspergillaceae. The record is from RefSeq and is a predicted model, not a curated record. The transcript is spliced from 2 exons.
AUGUCGUCGGGAAACAGCUCCAGUGGGUCUCGAGCACCACGGACGGCUACUACGGAUGCUGAGCAUCCAAGGUUCGCCUUCGUCUCGGAGAAUAAUCAAUCAAACGCGCGAAGCCAUGCGAUGCGGGAGCAUUGGAGACAGCGUCACAAUCGUAACAACAGUACCAAAAGCAGGCGGCUUCAGCCGAAGCUGCUUCCGAACAUCUCAUCGGCUGCGGACCGAAUCAUCAAGCCCCAUGACCAAUCCAAUCACCAGCGUUCAUCUCGGAGCUAUAGGAGCCAGAGCUCGGGGCUACAACGCUCGGAUAGUUCCUCCAAUGGAACAGGACAGGAUCGUGACGACGAUAUUGAGAUACUAGGGGUACCUUUGCAGUUAUUGAGCGGGGUCGGACACGCCCUAUCAUCCUCAAGACUCGACCCCUUCCAGACAUUUCCGCUGCAGUUAACCAGUCAACAUCAUAAGCUAUUGCAUCACUAUACGUCCCGCUCCGGGAGGAUUGGUACCUAUGCGACCAUGAUGUUCGAGGAACUGGAUAUACCAAGCUUCAACCCAAUGAAAGAUGUGUGGUUCCCGUUGGACCUUUCCAACGCUUCCUCAUUCAACGCAGUUAUGGCCCACUCCGCUGCACAUCUAUCUCAUCUCUACGCAGGGACCAGCCCGCAAAGGGGAACAAACUCCUUCGAUGCCUUGAAGUACAAGGCAGAAGCAGUACGGAUUCUCCACGAAUGGCUGUCCGACCCGCAGAAAGCACUCAGCUAUGAUGCAUUUGCGGCUGUUAUCCGACUCCUUACAUUUGAGGUAAAUACACGUCACGCUAGUAUAGCGUCCGAUACUUCUGCUGUGGAAAGUUUCCUGAUCCAUGCACAGAGAUAUUGGGGAACUGCAGAGGAGUAG